AUGGCUUUUGUAAAGUAUCUUUUUUAUAUUUUUCUCUUAUAUACUACAAUUUCGUUAUCAUUAACAACCAAACAACGUCCACUAGUAUUUGUUCUAUGUUUAAAAGGUUUUCGAUGGGAUUUACCAUAUGCCUAUUCACAUUUACCCAAUAUUCGUCGUCUUGCAACAACAGGUUCAAGAGCACUAUGGGUUGAAUCAGAAUUUGGUGGUAGUCAAACAAAUAUUCUUAGUCUUAUGUCAGGUCUUCAUGUUAAACAUCAUGCACGAAAUGAUUUUAUUGAAACAAUUCCUGUUCUUAAUGAACAUGUUGGUGGUCAUACACGUCUCUUUCAUUGGCCAUGGUUUGAUCGUCGAAAAAAUCAUUCAAACUAUGAACAUUUACGUUCAGGACGUAAAAGACAACCAGAAAUAAUUGAAUCAUAUUUAAAUCAUGGUCGAAUGCCUUUACAACGUCUUUUAAAAUAUUUAACACCAAUGUUAAAUAGUUUAAUUAAUGAUACUGAUCGAACUAAUCUUAUCAUGAGUUUUAUUGAUGAACCAUUUACAACAUUAUUACAUCAUGGAAUAAAUUCUAAUAGUAUGCGUCGAACAAUGCUUAAUAUUGAUCGACUUAUUGGACGUUUAUUAUCAAUAACAAUAAAAAAUAAUAUUAAUUUAAUUAUUCUUGGUGAUCAUGGUAUGGAACAAAUUGAUUGUCGUCAAGCAAUAAAUUUAUAUUAUUUAUUUAAUCAACAACAAUUAAAUCUUUAUACAGAUCGAUAUAGUGGUACUAGUUUUAGUUUUGUAUUUUAUCCAAAAACAGAUUUAACUCAUCAAGCAAUACUUAAUCAAUUAAAGAAUUUACCUGAUGAUCAAAUAGAAAUCUAUUCGAAUGAUUAUAAUCAUAUACCACCAAAACUUCAAUUACCAAUUACAGAUGACAAACCAUCACCAAUUAUUAUAUUUGCGAAAGAAAAAUAUUAUUUUUCUUAUAAUAAAGAACAAAAUUCAGCAUAUUGUCAGAAAGAUAAUAAUAAUAACUGUCAACCAUCAAAGUUAGCAGAUCAUAGUGAUGAUCCUCGUCAUCUUUCAAUGCGUACAGCAUUUCUUGCUCAUGGACCAUUAUUUAAAAAAGGAUAUAUCAAUGAACCAGUUCUCAUUACUGAUGUAUAUAUAUUAUUAAGACAAAUGCUUUGUCUUUCACCAUUUUCUCUACCCACAAAUAAUUUAGUUCAUAUAGGUAACAUGCUUGAUUUAACAUCACUUUCAAAUACAUGUACUCAUUUAUAUUUAUCAAGUAUUAAUAUGAUUAAAUCAGUUUCAAUAAAACCAAUUAAUCAAAAUUUUAUAUAUGAUAACGACCCAGAUAUUUUAUUUCCAUAUUGUUUAACUAUUACAAAUAAUACUUAUGGUUUUUGUCAAAAGAUAAAUCUAUGUCGUGAAAAAAUUGAACCAUGUUAUCCAGUUGUUAUGAAAUGUCAAAAAGAUUCUUGUCAUUAUCGACAUUUUAGUUUAAAUCAUAAUCAACGUUUGACUUUUGCACGUUGGUUUUAUGAUUCUAAUCUUAAACAUUGUCGUCAGAGUACUAAUCAAACAGAAAAUUUUGUUUAUUUUCGUUUUCAACGUGAUUGUAAACGAUUAUGUCUUGUUAAUCAACAGAAUCAAACAGAAGAAAUUAGUAAAUUUUAUUCAUCAUAUUUUCAAAAAACACGAAUGUCAUUUUCUUGUUUAGAAUUUCUUCUUGUAACAAAUAACAUUACGAAUUAUAAUAAUACAGUUUAUGUUAAACUUAAUAUUGAUCUUACUGAAGAUUGGAUUGAGAAUCUGAGUGAUUUAAUGAAUAUAAGUACAGAUAUUUAUCAUUCACAAGUUCAUUAUUUUCAAAAUUAUCGACGUCGUUUUACAAAUUUUCGUGAUUCAUAUAAUCAAUUAAUGCCAACUGGUUAA
This is a messenger RNA of Adineta steineri, 1926 nucleotides long. The record is from the annotation of a GenBank genome assembly. NCBI's taxonomy places the organism in Eukaryota, Metazoa, Rotifera, Eurotatoria, Adinetida, Adinetidae.